This is a messenger RNA of Daphnia magna, 705 nucleotides long. RefSeq lists its product as uncharacterized. The transcript has 6 exons. The annotation marks the transcript as partial. Lineage: Eukaryota; Metazoa; Arthropoda; Branchiopoda; Diplostraca; Daphniidae. The record is from RefSeq and is a predicted model, not a curated record.
UGAAUCGCACAAGUAUUAUUGCUGCAAGACUCAUUGUCCUUUCUAGUCUAACUACGUUUACUGAAUAUCUUUAGGAUGUCAGACUGUGGCUCCCUAGAAAAUGUGGACCCUAACGAGAGCAUUUCUGGAAAUAAUAGUUCUAAUGAGAAAAAACUUGAGCUGCCAAGUGAAUUCUUCGAACUGUUGGGAGACGCAGAAGGCAAAAAAGCCCGGAUGUACAGGUGCUUAUUUGAAGGAUGUAAAAUGAAGUUUAAGAAGGACGGCACUCAAAAACCACUGAUAUCUCAUGAUCCCAACAAUUCGCUUGGUCAUAAAGAAAAAUGGAGAAAAGCUGUGGACACAUUGAAAGAAAGUUCCGAUACUCAUCAUAUAACUACUAGACCAUCUGUCCAGCGUAUUUCCUCUCAAACACACUUAGAUAAUUGGGUUAUGAUUUUACUCCAUUGUAAUAACUAUGCUUAUUUUCUCAGGUUUGAGAAAAUGUUCUCUGAUAACGAGUUGCGAUUGGCUACAAUUUCCAAUCCCAUGUUCAAGCUGUCGUGGCUGGAAAGCGAGGAUGAUAUUAGGCGUGCCAAAUCGUUGCUCAAGUGUGAAUAUCAACGUUUACAGGGCGUUAUGGAGAUGUCAGAUUCCUCAGAGGAAAGCAGCGAUGGGACAUCGUCGUCUCGUUCCGACCCUAGUCCACCCAAACGAGCAAAAAAGGAC